This is a messenger RNA of Encephalitozoon hellem ATCC 50504, 468 nucleotides long. RefSeq names its product ribosomal protein L24. The record is from RefSeq and is a predicted model, not a curated record. Gene Ontology annotation, cellular component: nucleolus. Lineage: Eukaryota; Fungi; Microsporidia; Unikaryonidae. The transcript has a single exon. The coding region runs from base 1 to 468 and encodes 155 amino acids. Gene Ontology annotation, biological process: ribosomal large subunit biogenesis.
AUGAGGAUUGAGAAGUGCUGGUUCUGCUCGUCGAAUAUAUAUCAAGGACAUGGGACUGUCUAUGUUAGAAACGAUGCAAAGGUCUUUAGAUUCUGCAGGUCAAAGUGCAGGAAGCUCUUUGAAAGGCGUGUGAAUCCAAGAAGAGUGAAGUGGACAAAGAUUGCAAGAAAGGUGGCCAACAAGGAGCUCUGUAACGACACAAUCCUAACGUUUGAGCGCCGUUUGAACGAGCCUAGGAUGUAUGACCGCGAGGUGGUCGAGAAGACACUUUCCACCAUUCCAAAGAUACUUGAGAUAAGAAAGAGAAGAGAGGACUUCUUCAUCAAGGACAGGAUUCUUACUGGGCAGGAAAUGACCAAGGAGAGCGAUCUAAAGUAUAUUGAAAGACAUGCUAAUCUGCUUGAAGAAGAAGUAUCUGAUGAAAGACAUGUUUUGAAGACCAAGAAGAAGGAGGCCCAAGCUAACUAA